AUCGCGGGCGGUGGCAGCGGCAGACGAACCCGUUGCCCUGCAGAUUGUGCCUUCUCGCGUCCGCCCUGCUCAGCCUCAAUUUCGAGUUGACAGAGAGCGCACGAGACGCUCAGUGCAAGCGCGCCGCCGCAGCAGUAACAACCCACAACGCGCCGGACCUGCGCUCCAGUGUGCUGUCAUUGUACAUCCCUCAUAAGUUGUUCUGUUUUCUCCUACAUACGAAUGAAUAUUCUCUGCGUUAUAUUGAGACCUCUGACAUUUUAAUUCAAGUUACUGCUUUUAAAUUAGAAACUUCGCGUGGGAAGGAACCGGUGCACACUGAAGUCUGCUGAAGCCAGAGGUUUGCUUUAGAAAUCAGCUGCGUGGAUGCGUUUACCCGCGUAGGAACGGACGCGCUUCUCUUCGACCUUUGGAUUUGAUUUGCACAUCACACUUAUUCUGUCCAGGAUGGGAUUGCUCGUGCUGCUCGUGCUGUGCGCUCUUACCAUGCAGGUAUUCGGGGAGAGUAACGCCAAGACAUGCUCGGAACUCCGGCAGUUCUACCACAGCAAGGGGUUCAGUCAGAACGGAGUCCCGCAAUCAGAAAUAUCCGGUGAGCACAUGCGGGUGUGUCCUCAGACUUACACCUGCUGUACCACUGCAAUGGAGGAGAACCUUCUGAACCUAAGUAGACAAGAGUUUGAGAGGCAAGUCAAAGAGUCUGGACGCACCUUACAGGCCUCCCUUAAUGGCCAAUACAAGAGUUUUGAUGAUUAUUUCUUGGAGCUGAUAAACCGUUCUGAAGCAUCUCUUCACACCUCCUUCCAGACCGGGUUUGGAUCUCUCUUCUCCCAGACUGCAAAGGUGCUACAGGAUAUGUACUCUGACCUUCGGCGGUAUUACCGAGGGUCCAAUGUCAACUUGGAGGAGGUGCUGAAUGAAUUCUGGACCCGUCUGCUGGAGAGGCUCUUUAAAGCUUUAAACCCUCAGUACAGUAUCGGAGAGGAAUAUCUGGACUGUGUAUCCAAGCAGUCAGAGACUUUGAAGCCAUUUGGAGACACACCCAGAGAACUCAAGACCAAAAUCACACGGACGAUUAUUGCUGCCAGAACGUUUGCACAGGCUCUGGUGAUCAGUGGUGAAGCGGUUCGGAUAGUCUCGCAGGUGUCUCUGAGCCCUGAAUGUGUGAGGGCUGUCAUGAAGCUAACAUACUGUCCUCACUGUAGUGGUGUGGCCUUUGCCAAGCCCUGCUCAAACUACUGUAAGAACGUAAUGAAGGGCUGCCUCGCCAAUCAAGCGGAUCUCAACUCUGAGUGGAAAAACCUGGCAGAUGUUAUGUUACAGGUCGUUGACAAAUUGAGCCGGCCCUACAGUGUGGACUCUGUGGUUCUGUCUCUACCCAAGCGUAUUGCUGAGGCUAUUCUCUACAUGCAAGACAACCUCAAUACUUUUAACAAUAAGGUGUUCCAGGCAUGUGGUUCUCCUGCUCAGAGCUCCAUCACUGAUGACCAAAUCAAACGUGGGAUAAACACAGCAGACGAGGUCGGCAGCACCCCUGGAGCUCAACUGGAGAAACUAUUAUCAGAUGUUUCCAGAAUGUUGAGGGAUAUGAUGCAGUACUGGGUCCAUUUGCCCAGUAAAAUGUGUGUGGAUCGUGAGAUUGGACUCAGUGAGGUAGACAGAUGUUGGAACGGCAUGAGUGUUGAUAGGUAUCUACCAGAGGUGAUGGGAGACGGAUUAGCCAGCCAGAUUAAUAAUCCUGAGGUAGAGAUUGAUGUCACCAAACCAGACAUGACCGUACGCAAACAGAUCAUGCAACUCAGGAUCAUGAUCAACCGACUGAAGUUCGCUAUCAAUGGAAAUGACGUGGACUUCCAGGACACCAGUGAUGACAUCAGCGGAUCAGGUAGUGGAAUGUGUGCUGAGGACCAGUGUUCCCGUGGCACCCGUGUAAUAGUCCUCAACACGGACAAACCCAAAGUCUAUGACAAUCCGUCAGAGAAGAAGAAGGUGGUCAAAGGCAGAAGCAGCCAGAAUCUUCCAUGCUUCAACCUCUACCUUCUCUCAAUGGUCACAGUCUUGCUGAGGCGAUAAUUGACAGGCGUCUCCACCAAUUGGGACUGUGUAUAGGAUUGGGACUGGGUUGGAUUGUGGAGGGGCAGGGUUAGAUACAUUGCCAAAACAAACAUGCAAACAUACAUCAAAGGAAACUAGUAAAUGCACCACUUUUUUUUUGACGUCAAUAGGAACAAUAUCAUGGAAUUUUCUUAGAUCUCUGUAAUUUUUUUGUCUCUUAUUUGAUAUAUGGCACCCCUAGAGCUUGUCUUUAUGUCUGUGGUUGAAAAAAGGUAUCAAAGACGUGUUCCAUGAAUAAUUGUAACAAUAGCUAUGAGUAUCUGCUUUCAACUCAUUAUCCACCCCAAUCAACAAAACAUGUUUGUUUUUACACAUUCAACAUUUUUAUUUUAGAUUCUAUUUAUUUAUUAAUUAAUACCCUGGUGUUUAUAGAGCAAAUCUUGUUAUUAGCAGCAGUAAAGAAUUAGUCGGUACAUGCCCCUUUAGCAUGAAAACUAUUUUACGGAAUUGGUCCCAGCGAACAAAACGACUAAAUGAGCCUCUUGUGUUCUCAUGUUUGUUUUGAAGCUUUUAUAAUCAUGAAAACGACCUCUACUGAAUGCCUAUGAAGACCAGCUGUAUCACACUCUCUGUCUCUUUCUCUCAUUUACUGUACAAGUUUUCACAAUCCGCUUCGCAAACAAGUUUCAGGGGCCAUUUUAAAGAAAACACAACAUGUAUUUACUCUGGUUGUAAAUAAACGUGUACUAACACAGUCACAUUUUCAGUAAAUCUUUGAGGACCCGCAACAAAAUUAGCACUAUUUGGGAAGAGAAGGUAAUACACCAGCAGUGAGAAAGAGAUAAAACUAUGUGCUCUAAAGAGAAAAAGAGCCCCACGCUUUCAAUGUGGGACCAAUAUACGAUGUUUGCCAUCCUAGAAAUGGAUUUUACUCCUAUAGUUGGAGAAUUAAAGACUCACAAACAACAGAAAAGUGUUCAAUACAUGCUGCGUAUAAUGUCAGAUCAGAUCAGUGGAGUCACCAGGUGUCUCAAGAAUUUCCAACUCCACACCUUGCCCUCAGCGGACAAGCUGAGUUGGUUAUGGAAUGCGCACAAUGGUAAUGUUGAAAAGAUACAUCUCAGCUACAUGGAGAAACAUUGCUGCAACAUUUUAGCAAGAAAGGUUUGCUGAUUGUGGUCUGUGCAGACAGUCAGGCCAGAAACAUACCUUAUGCAAAUACAUAAACAUUAAUGCAUGGCCAACACAUUGCAAGCAUGCUCUGCUAUUAAACAUACUUAAGGUGCCGUUCAAAGCAAAGGCGUUCUUGCACUACAGUAUAAGAAAAAAGCGAGACACAUCGCAUUGAAUAGAACACAGGUGUUCGAGAUACGUUUUUAAAAGUUUAAGUUCUUGUUAAUGUCACCACUUCUCAAAAACACAGCGCUCCAGCCCGAAAUGGUGAAAAACAGUAAGGCACUGGGGUGAAACAGUCAAAGGCUAUUGAAUAUAGAAAAACUAUUGAAAAAAAAACAUGUGGACGGACACAACACAUGCUCUUUGUGUACGGCCCCUUAACAUCCAUUCUUGCAUUCCUCUGGCGGUAACAAACCUCAGUAUCCAAGGGGAGGACUUGUACUUGCACUGCAUUGCACUGCAUUAUUGCUUUUUGAAAUAUUUCCGUAUGAAAAUCGAGCUUGCAUAGCUUGAAGAGUUCCCGUAGCUCAAGUGGUCAAGUAUGAAGCGAGAAACGGCAAUGUCUUGUGUUCGAUUAGGCUAUCAGGGUAAACGUAAACUAUUAAAAUGCAUACCUUGAAUGCACUGGAAGUCACUUUAGAUAAAAGCAUCUGCUAAGUGAAUAAAUGUAAUUGUAAUUUACAUGUAGAAUAUUUGCGUUCACAUAGUUUCGUGGAAUAUGUUUCGAGCCUAAGAGGGAACGAUUGACGAAACCUGAGAAGGAUGUUGCCAGCCUGGUCUCAUGAAUUUUACGUGAGCAUUGCAAAGUUUUUCGCAAAACUGAAAUGGCGUGCUUCAUAACGUGUGUGGUUGCAUUUAUCAAGGGAAAUGUCCAGCAGGGGGUGCCAAAACCGAGCGAAAUUAGGUUGUAAUAAGACAAAGUUUUUAAGGUGACUUUUAGAUGGAGGAUUUAAUAAAACGUACCUCCCUAACCUAAAACUUUACCCUAAACUUGACCAAUAGUGCCUGAAAAGAGAAAUGAGAGUUUAACAAAACAGACAUCCUUACUCUUAACGAAAAUCUUACAUUAACCGAUAGUGUUUUAAAAUGCAGAAGGAUGAUGAAAGCACAUUUUCUGAAGCAACCAAGCCAGUUUGUGACGCUUCGAUGUCUCUGACGUGUCAGCUUCAAUUCUAGUCUGGUUUUGAACCGCAGUCCUCCGAAUCCAAAGUCCAAUGCUCUAUGAGGUGCGCUACCAUGCAAGCUAAUAAUAUUGGAAUAAGUGUAUAUAUGUAGGUGGGUCUGUAAUGCAAAUAAUGUUUCAAAAAAUGUGCUAGAGUAAAAGUGUCUCGAUAUCAUACCAUAGAAGGGUCUGAGUAAUAGAGAGAAAAAGAAGUGUUUAUAAAGUCAAAAUCAGCCACUCAAGUCAUGAUUUGAGAGAAAGUGAAUAAAACACACAGUUGUUGUAACACCUCUAGUGUUAAUUCCACCUGGAAACUGCAGGUAAUUGUACCUGGAGACACGUAUAAAACUGUAUAUAGAGUCACGUUUUCACUAUGAGACCAUGUUGGCUUUGCUGCUGUCUGUCAUACCAUCAGUGGACUCAUGUCUGUUACAGGAAGGAAAAGUUACAGGAAGCUAUCCUGAAUGAUGAUUAAGGUUGUCAUCUGACCAGGUCAUAAAGAUGAUUAUGUCACAUGAAGAACAUCCCCCAUCCUCCUCCCCAUUUUAAAACGCUGCACUUUGCAUGGUGCACACAGACACGCAUCAAUAGAAUUGCAUGUCCACAUGACUGGAUUGCAUGAUAAGGGAUCGCAAGCAGAGAAAUAUCCCACAGGCAGUGUUAUGGAUUGUUUUUAUCAAUAGAGAUCAGAUGUUAUAGCACAAACUAUAUCAAAGUCAUUCUUAAUUCACUUUAGUAUGUUUGUUUACUGAUCAGUGACAGUGGUCUGACUCCAGGUCAGGAAAACUGUCCCACCUCUAGCAAAGGCGUAACUGUGGCACUGCCACACCCUCCUUACUGAUGAAUUUUGCUGAUAUUGUAGAAAUGUGCUGAAAUGGAAAAAAUAUAUAUAUAUAUAUAAAAAAAAAUAACGAAUUAAUGCAUUCUGGUUGUAUAUGCGUAUACUAUAUUAUUUUUGUUAGUUUUUAAAUAAACAAUAAUGGAGAGUUUGUGUUCAAGAUUGAAAGUAGAUUUUAUUUGAGAAAUCUGAUAAAAAUGAUUUGUCUAUUGUUGUUGUAUGUUCUUUAAAAGGAAAGAGAAAACACUUGUGUCAAUUAUACUGUAUACAUCAUAAGAUUUAAAACAUUUCUGUCAAGUGUAUUUCAUAUUUUUUGUUUGUUUAUUUUUUAAACUUAAUGUGAUAUCCAUUAACUUUGCACUUCUCCAUAAUAAUAUAUAUUUUUAAAAUCUCCUAAUGUUUUUUUGGGGAAAGACCCUAAAACCCAGUCAUUUAUUACACAUAAUUUUGUUUAUUCUGGAAUUAUUUAAAAACAUUAUAUGGCAAAAUAUAUUAGCUUACAUACCUCAAUAAAAAAAAAAUGAG
This is a messenger RNA of Xyrauchen texanus (razorback sucker), 5756 nucleotides long. Its product is annotated as glypican-1-like. Gene Ontology annotation, biological process: negative regulation of fibroblast growth factor receptor signaling pathway; regulation of protein localization to membrane; cell migration. NCBI's taxonomy places the organism in Eukaryota, Metazoa, Chordata, Actinopteri, Cypriniformes, Catostomidae. Gene Ontology annotation, cellular component: cell surface; plasma membrane; synapse. The transcript has 9 exons. Gene Ontology annotation, molecular function: fibroblast growth factor binding. Bases 448 to 2073 code for a protein of 541 amino acids. The record is from RefSeq and is a predicted model, not a curated record.